Molecule: messenger RNA, 888 nt
Organism: Spirodela intermedia
Lineage: Eukaryota; Viridiplantae; Streptophyta; Magnoliopsida; Alismatales; Araceae
Source: the annotation of a GenBank genome assembly
AUGCCGUGGCAACGGCGGUGGGGGACGGGUGCCGCCGACGACGACGACUGCGCGGCAGACUUCGUGGCGGGGCUUCUGGGCGGCGGCGGCCCCGUGCGCGACGAGCACGCCGGCGGCGGGAUGCCGGAGAAUGUGUAUAAGUCGAAGAAUUUGGAAGCAGAGAGGAAACGGAGGGCCAAGCUGAAGGGCCAGUUCUUCGCCCUCCGCUCCCUGGUUCCCAGGAUCACAAAGGCAGGCGAGAGAAAACCCCAGCUCCCUCCACUUUAGGCUCCGGGAUUAUCGAUCGACCACGCUUUCCCCCGCAGAUGAGCAAGGAAUCCACCCUCGCCGACGCGAUCGACUACAUCCAGGAGCUCCAGAGCCGGAAAGAGCAGCUCCAGAGGGAAUUGCAGGAGAUGGCAGACGCGGAAGCGGAGAUCCAGGGGAGCGUUUCGAGCACCGGGGAGAAGCCUCUGCCAGAACCCGUCGACUGCAAGGUUCCUCCCCGGCCAUGGCCCAUUGAUCUGAACCAGGCGGCGACCUAAUCCUCCCUCUCCUCGAGCUCUUGUUGCAGGAGGAGGUGGAGGUGAGGCCCAUCGGCAAGAACAGGCUCCGGGCCAGCAUAGUCUGCAGUAAGAGGAAGGGCGCCCUGGCGAAGCUGGCGGAAGCCAUGAGCACCCUCGGCCUCGAGGUGACCGGCGUCAACUUCCUCACACUCCCCGGCGUCUCCCGGGUUCUGAUCUUCAUGGAGGUGAGGAGAUGGCCAUUCUCGGCGCUGCUCCCCCCCCUCUCUGACGGAGAACUGACGGACGACCUGCUUUUCUUCCCUCGACGCGAACUACGAAGAUGAGGGGCGAGCGGGCGGUCGCCGGUGAAAGAGUGAGAGACCUGCUGCUUAGGGUGAUCUGA